ACUGCUGCCGGACCUCCGUCGCAGAACUUCGCCCUACGAGAUGCGACGCGCCAAGUCUAUAAAGGCCACUGGCGCACACAAAAGAAACAGUCUGCCUCCGGUCACCGUCGAUGAUGUAUAUUUAACUCAAAACAUCAACGCGGGACGCAUUUUCUUAUCAUUCCAGAUGUUUAGCGAAAUGAACGAAUAGUGUACAGUUUAGCAUUUGAAUAUCCCUUCGUUUCGCUGGCGCAUGCGUAUUACACGCCUUUCUGUGAUUGGUCGUGAACAGGGACUUCCGAAAGCAAUAUGAGUGGAACAAACAGUGUCAGUCGGUCGGCGUGCAACAGCAAAGGCAGUAUGAUCGUCGUGUCAAACAGAUUGCCAUUUAUCUUGAAGAGAAAUGAGAAAACCGGUGAAUUGGAAAGGAAAGCCAGUGCGGGUGGCCUGGUGACUGCGGUGGCCCCGGUGGUUAUCCGCUGCAGCGGACUAUGGGUGGGCUGGCCUGGCAUCCAUCUAGAGGAUCCCAACGAAAAGAUCCCCGAGUCGGAUCCCAAUGACAAGACUCCUACCGCUGGAUUGCUUUCAAAAAAGAUCGUACCCAUCCACGCGGAGCCGAAGCUCUUUGACAGCUACUACAAUGGGUGCUGCAACGGCACCUUCUGGCCCUUGUUCCAUUCCAUGCCAGACCGCGCCACCUUCAUUGCAGACCACUGGAAAGCUUACAUCAAGUGCAAUGAAGAAUUCGCCGAGAAGACCAUUCAUGCGCUGCGGCUGCUGAAGCAGAGCAAUGAGAGGAACGGUUCUCCGCCCAUUGUGUGGGUUCAUGACUACCAUCUCAUGUUGGCUGCUAAUUGGAUCAGACAGCUAGCUGAAGAAAAUGAUCUCCCCUGCAAGUUAGCAUUUUUCUUACACAUACCUUUCCCUCCAUGGGAUAUUUUCAGGCUGUUUCCGUGGUCUGAUGAAGUUUUACAGGGAAUUUUGGGUUGCGAUAUGGUGGGAUUCCAUAUAACAGACUACUGUUUAAAUUUCAUAGACUGUUGCCAAAGGAAUUUGGGUUGUCGUGUAGACAGAAAAAAUCUGCUAGUCGAAUUGGGAGGCCGUACCAUUUGCAUUCGCCCCCUACCCAUUGGCGUGCCAUUCGACAGAUUCGUUCAGUUGGCACAAAAUGCAAAACCAGUGCUCUCUACAAGCCAAAAAGUGAUAUUAGGAGUCGAUAGACUGGAUUAUACCAAAGGAUUAGUGCACAGACUCAAAGCCUUUGAAAGGUUACUAGAGAAGCAUCCCGAACACAUCGAAAAGGUGGUUUUGCUCCAAAUCUCAGUUCCUUCAAGGACUGACGUAAAGGAAUAUCAAGAUUUAAAAGAAGAAAUGGAUCAAUUAGUUGGAAGAAUCAACGGCAGAUUUACCACGCCUAACUGGUCCCCUAUUAGAUAUAUUUACGGCUGCGUCGGUCAAGAGGAGCUUGCGGCCUUCUACCGCGACGCCGCGGUCGCCCUCGUAACCCCCCUGCGCGACGGCAUGAACCUGGUGGCCAAGGAGUUCGUGGCCUGCCAGAUCAAGAAGCCCCCAGGAGUGCUGAUCGUGUCGCCGUUCGCUGGCGCCGGGGAGAUGAUGCACGAGGCGCUGAUCUGCAAUCCUUACGAGCUGGAUGACGCCGCCGAGGUCAUUCACAGAGCGUUACUAAUGGACGAGGAUGAGCGUACAGUCCGCAUGAACCACCUGCGGCAUCGCGAACAGCUAAACGAUGUCGACAACUGGAUGAAGAACUUCCUGAAAGCCAUGGACUCGCUCGAGGAUGAAACUGAUGACAUCGGAGCUACCUCCAUGCAACCGCUCUCCAUUGACGACUUCGACGAAUACCUCUCCAAAUACAUCGGCUACACUCAAAAACUUGCCCUUCUCCUGGAUUACGAUGGCACACUGGCGCCUAUCGCGCCGCAUCCAGACCUGGCGACCCUUCCGUUAGAAACAAAACACGUGCUGCAGAGACUGUCUAACAUGUCCGACGUCUACAUCGCCAUCGUCUCCGGCAGAAACGUGGAAAACGUUAAAAAUAUGGUGGGCAUCGAAGGCAUCACGUACGCGGGUAACCACGGGUUGGAGAUCCUGCACCCCGACGGCAGCAAGUUCGUUCACCCCAUGCCCACGGAGAUGCAAGGCAAGGUCGUCGACCUGCUCAAGUCGCUACAGGAACAGGUGUGCAAAGACGGCGCAUGGGUAGAGAACAAGGGUGCUCUGCUGACGUUCCACUUCCGCGAGACGCCGGUGAGCAAGCGCGCGGCGCUGGCGGAGCGCGCUCGGGCGCUCAUCACGGCGGCCGGCUUCAACGCGCACGACGCGCACUGCGCCAUCGAGGCCAAGCCGCCCGUGCCUUGGAACAAGGGCCGUGCGUCCAUCUACAUCCUGAGGACGGCGUUCGGGCUCGACUGGAGCGAACGCAUCCGUAUCAUCUACGCGGGUGACGACAACACCGAUGAAGACGCUAUGCUGGCCCUCAAAGGUAUGGCAGCCACAUUCCGCAUCGCGUCCUCGCACAUCACCAAGACCUCGGCGGAGCGGCGGCUGUCGUCGCCCGACUCGGUGCUGGCGAUGCUGAAGUGGGUGGAGCGGCACUUCUCCCGGCGCAAGCCGCGCGCCAACUCGCUCACCUACAAGAACGCCAGGAAGGCCCGAGACUCCUUCCACAUGCACAUGACCUACCAGAUCCCGCCCAAGACCUCGCCCAAGCCUUCCCCGCCGCACAGCCCGGACAAAAACUCCAGCGGCACGGAUUCUAGCUAAUUAUUGACAGUUUAGUUAUACAUAGUUGACGUUCUCUGGCAAAACACUAUUGUCCCUUUGAAAACUAACAGCUGACAGGCAGCUUUUGCUUUAGAAAGUUACUUUAUACAAUAGUCUGUAACCUUUUGACCACCAAUAACUUUGUCGUGCAAUAUGUUUAGUUCCACUGUUACAACAAAUACUUUUGCAAAUAUCAGUUUUUAUUUUGACAAAAGUUUAGCGGUUAACAUAAUGUUGCAGUAAAAUGUCACUGGUUUAAGAUUGUUGCUGUUAAAAUGGAACAUUUUAUGUUUAAAAUUAAUUUGUCGAUUGGUGAUCAAAAGGUUAAAUUUGUAUUUUUAAAUACUGGCCCGUUUCUGCACUAAGCAUUUUAACUUUGUUGUGUAGAUGUAGAGAUUGAUUUAUUUAAUGAUUCAAAUAUGUAAAAAAUGUUUACCAGUAUUUAAGUAUAAUUAUUGUUGUUCAGUUAAGUUCAGUCAAUUUUUUUUAAAUAAUAUAAUGACUAUUUACGUGUCACAAACUUUUUAAUAUAAAAUAUAUUAUAAUAUGAAAAAAAAAAUAUAACUAAUCCAUAUCUAUACCGUGCUUAAUUGCGUCUUACUACAAGUUCGUCGUAAUUUUCGCAUAAUAUUUCUAUAUGUGAUAGGAUAGUGAUAAAUAGGUUUAGGAAAAACAUUGUAGUAAAAAAAAAUUGCUGCAAUAAAAUGGUUUAACCUAUUUACCCACUGCACAAUUGUAGCCUUAAAUUUAUGGCUAAAUUUAUUUUGUCUAUAAAGUUGAUAUAUGGUAGAGUAGGUAUUUAUUGAGCCUGGUAUUCAUGUAAUGUGUAAAUGUCCUAAAAUAAGAAAUUCACAUAUAAUGACAAAGAUAUACAAUAUAAUUGAUUUUAUCAACAAAUAUUUACGCACUUGAAGGGUUCCUAAUAGAGCAUGCAAUACAAGCAACAAUGUGUACAUAGUGUUAUAUGUACCUACUAUGUGUCAUCCUAUUGUAUGUUGUGACGAAAGUAGUCUAGUUAGCAGAUAGCACCUACCUGAACCAGGCUUCGGCAAACCUCAUUCAAAGAACUGAAAAUCUCGAAUUCCAUUUACCUAUGUAUUUUUAGAACCAUUUUAAUGUUUUACAGGAUUUAAAUAAAAACUAAAUUU
This is a messenger RNA of Cydia strobilella, 3911 nucleotides long. RefSeq lists its product as uncharacterized. NCBI's taxonomy places the organism in Eukaryota, Metazoa, Arthropoda, Insecta, Lepidoptera, Tortricidae. The transcript has 12 exons. The coding region runs from base 289 to 2763 and encodes 824 amino acids. Gene Ontology annotation, cellular component: alpha,alpha-trehalose-phosphate synthase complex (UDP-forming); cytosol. The record is from RefSeq and is a predicted model, not a curated record. Gene Ontology annotation, biological process: trehalose biosynthetic process. Gene Ontology annotation, molecular function: trehalose-phosphatase activity.